AUGUCUCUUAGUUUAUACUCAUCAUCUCCUGGUAGACUUAAGUCUCUUCUACUCAAAACUCGUCGACUGAAAUUUCAAAAUGCCACCGAAAUUGCAGACCUCAGCGAUCUCAAUGGAAAUCUCAUCACGUAAUUUUGUCAUUUUGUCAAAAAUCGUCAAUAAUAAUGAUGAACCGUCUGAACGCGAACGUAAAAGUCAAUGAUAGCCAGAGAUUAUACAAUCUGUUAAAAACAUAUCACCUAUAUAAUGAACCUUUUGAACAGGGUUUUAAUGUUUAUGAGAAUUGCCAAAAUUCGGCAAAGAGCGAUUUCUUUUUGAACACGCAAUUAAAUCAUUCCGCUACUUUUCCUUUCUGAUUAGUAUCGAUAGGAUUGCUUUUCCAAUAAACUCUCAUACUAAUAACUAUUUCAUCUGAUCAAGUCUGAACAGAACUCGCAGAAUCAACCAAUUUAUGGUUUCUUGAUUGGUUACAAGUUGGUAGAUAGCCUUGAGAACAUUUUCUUCUGCCUACAGAUUUGCCAAUGGCGCUAGUAGGCCCCACAUUUUCAUUCUCUCAAACUAUACGUUACAUGCUCUUCUUUCUCACAAUCCAAGUUUAUUCUGAAAUCUGAAGUUUGGGUUUUUUAAAGUUUUUUUGGGGGUUAAUUUGGCUGUAUAUAAAUACUACGACCACCCAUGACGUGUUGGUGCAGAUAGACGAAGUAACCUCUUUAGGAUCAACAACAAUUGUUCUGAGGAUGACUUAUAUAUGAACUAUUCUUUUGUUUCAGUUGUCAAGGAAAUCGUUUCUGUAUCCUGAUUGGUCUUUGUCUCUUCGUUGUUAUCUUGGUUUGUGUUCAAAUGAGGCUUCUGACUGGAAUAUACAAGGGGAUAUUGGUGGAGAAGUUCUAUAAAAAUGAUCAUGAGCUGAGCCAGGAAAAUAGCCCUUUACAUACAAGAGGAAUGCGAGGCCAACACGAAGAGAAGAAGCGACUGAAUGUGAUAAUUCUGACCCAUAUGAGUUCCGGUUCAUCUUUCACCGGGAACAUUUUCAAUUUGCAUCCAGAUGUGUUCUAUCUUUACGAACCCCUUCACGAUUUAAGAAAGGUUGAAUAUGAAGAAGACUGGAUUCCGUUGAACAAAACCAUGAACGAUGCGUACAAAAUUGACUUUUCCAAUUUGCUUCGGGACCUGUUCACGUGUGAGUUUAAGGAAGAAACAACUCUGAGGAGAAUUUUUGCUGAAUUUUUGAAUGUGCCAAAGCGUAUUGCAUUUAUGUAUUGGCGCUUAUUGAACUCAGAAAACACAAAUGAAACGGUCAGGAAAACUUGCUUAACUAAGCAUAUAACAGCAGCAAAAAUCAUGCAGACAAGGCUGCCACGUGAAAUCGGAAUACAAGAACUACAGAACUUCUGUGGUUCCAAUGGUAUGAAGUUCAACUGUUUGUUUAUCCACCUCGUGAGAGAUCCCCGCGCAAUGCUCUCUUCGUUAUUGAGGCGUAAAUUUUUUAUUCGGGAUUCCAGAAAUUUGAUGUUUUCAUCAAGAAACUUGACUUCAGCGGCUGCGGAAUUUGUUAAGAAAAAUGCGCAAUUAUUAUGCUCGCAGGUUGCUGACAAUUUAAAUUAUGUCAAGCAAAACUGGUAUAACUUUUACGACCGUUACACGCUCUUGCGUUAUGAAGAUAUCCUCACGGAUCCUUUAUUCGCAACGAAGAAGUUGUAUAAUUUUGUUGGUCUUCCAAUGGUUGAAUCUAUCUACAAGUGGAUCGUGGGAGGUAAACAAUUUGUUAACACGACUGGUUCCCAGUUCUCACAGAAGAUUGUAACUAGAAUUGAUCACUGGAGGUCGGAACUAGAUCCCUCUCUGGUAUAUUUAUUCGAGGAGGCCUGUAAACCUCUAAUGAAACUAAUGGGAUAUAUUUCUAUAAAUGACCUUGAUCAAGCUGAGCAGAAGGACAGUCAGUUGUUAAUUACUGAAGAAAUACCAGUUUUGGAGGAGUUGCCAUUCAUGAAAUAUUGA
This is a messenger RNA of Pocillopora meandrina, 1998 nucleotides long. The record is from the annotation of a GenBank genome assembly. NCBI's taxonomy places the organism in Eukaryota, Metazoa, Cnidaria, Anthozoa, Scleractinia, Pocilloporidae.